Molecule: messenger RNA, 228 nt
Organism: Trichoderma gamsii
Lineage: Eukaryota; Fungi; Ascomycota; Sordariomycetes; Hypocreales; Hypocreaceae
Exons: 1
Coding region: 1-228 (75 amino acids)
Source: RefSeq, a predicted model, not a curated record
AUGAAGUCAUAUUUGGGGCUUAUCGCAGUUUUUGGAGGGUCCCCGAGGGUCUCUAGGGUAGCCAGAUGUGGAUGGAUUCAAGUCCAAGUACCUACCUAUAGUACCUACUGUAGGUACCUAAGGUAUACACAACAUCCGCCUAAAAAUAGCUUGGUCGACGCAUUCAGCAGUCUCGUUGUUUCUAGCAUCCACGACUUCGUAUUGCGUGGCUACAUUGUCGAGUCGUGA